AUGGCCAAAGUUUUGAUUUCAUCGUUGUCGGCGCGGGAACGGCUGGAAGUUUGAUAGCCAACAGAUUGUCAGAAAUUGAGCACGUCCACGUGUUGCUCAUCGAGGCUGGUGGUGAUCCGCCUUUCGAAUCCGAUAUUCCCGGUUUACCUCUGCUGAUGAAGAGGUCUCGCUAUGACUGGAACUACACUGCUGAAUAUGAUGCCUACAAGGACGUUUGUCAUCUACAAUCUUACUACGAAUUCACUCUUGGCAAAAUGCUUGGUGGCACUAGCUCUCUUAACUACAUGAUAUACCACAGAGGACAACCAAGUGACUUCAACUCUUGGGCUGACAUCGUUAAAGAUGAGUCAUGGACAUGGCAAAACGUGCUUCCGUAUUUCUUAAAAACUGGUAGAUUAGAAGAUCCCCAACUAUUAGGCUCAACAGAUAAGGAAUACUAUGGAACUGACGGCUAUAUAGGAAUUAACAGAGAUCAUCGUAAAGAGAUUGAGAAAUUCUUAGAAGCAUACAGAGAACUUGGAAAUGAUAUAGUUUUAGAUUUCAACGAACAUCAUCCUUUAGGCUAUUCUGCACAGACUUUCACUAUCUCUAGUAGAUCCCGACAGAGCUCAGCAUACGCAUUUUUAUCGUCAGUCAAGGAUCGCCGCAAUCUUCAUGUCUUGAAAAAUACCUUGGCCACUAAAAUAUUGUUCGACGACAACAAAAAGGCCGUGGGAGUGGAAGUACUGACAGAAGACGGUAAAAAGAUGAAUUUGAACGCUAAAAAAGAAGUUAUCGUAUCGGCUGGGACAUUUAACUCCCCCAAACUAUUGAUGCUGUCUGGUGUCGGACCCGAGGAACACUUGAAGAGUAAAAAUAUUGAAGUUGUUUCAAACUUGCCAGUAGGCGAAAAUCUGCAGGAACACAUUUGUGUCGUUCUUAUACACAAUAUGGACAAAUUAACUGAACCUUUCCCACAACCCAGUCCUUAUGAGUUACCUGGUUCAUCGUUCACUGGUUUUGUUGCUCUGAACAAGUCGUCCAACUACCCUGAUUACCAAGUAAUUACUUACAUAGCUUCCGCGGAGAAUAUGAUGUACUAUUGCACAUUUGCUUUCCGAUUUAGUGAUGAAAUUUGUAACAACAUGCACAAACAAGCUAUAAAUCGUCUUCAAGCGUUCAAUGAGAUAUUAAACAUUGCGCCAAAGUCAAGAGGCAAGGUAUUGUUGAAAAGUACUAAUCCGGAAGAUGCUCCUCUUGUUUACAAUGGCUUCUUUUCGAACAAAGACGAUGUUGAGGCUCUAGUUGAUUACAUUUUUGAUUAUCUUCCAAUCAUGAAUACCACUUAUUAUAGGGAAGUAGACGCCGUAAUGUCAGAUGCAUAUCCCGCUUGUAAUGAAUUCGGAAAAGAUACCCGAGAGUAUUGGCGCUGUUACGUAAUGUGUGUGUCUUCUGGAUUGAGUCACAUGACCAGCACAUGCCCCAUGGGUACCGUCGUCGAUGGCAAAUUGCGAGUUCAUGGCGUGAAAGGUCUACGUGUAGCUGACGCUAGUGUGAUGCCUACAAUUACAAGAGGAAACCCCAUGGGCACAGUGUACAUGAUUGCAGAGAAGGCAGCCGAUAUGAUUAAGAAAGACUAUAAUCUGAUUUAAAAUUACCAUCUGUAUAAAGAGUGGAACCAUAUUCAGCAUUUUUGUUAUGGUUUUUUAGCAUAGUAUUUGUUUUUCGUAGAAGGCUUACAAAAAUGAAGAAAUAUUCGUUCCUAAUAAAC
Molecule: messenger RNA, 1750 nt
Organism: Spodoptera litura
Lineage: Eukaryota; Metazoa; Arthropoda; Insecta; Lepidoptera; Noctuidae
Product: ecdysone oxidase-like
Molecular function (GO): flavin adenine dinucleotide binding; oxidoreductase activity, acting on CH-OH group of donors
Source: RefSeq, a predicted model, not a curated record